AUGCUUAGUCAUGCUGUGGAGAUCAGAAUUCUAGAAUUCACAAUUGUGCUGUCCACUCUUGUGCGAUCACCAAAUGCGCGCAUUAUUGGAACAAAAUGUGUUCCGGUGCCCCCUCACCUGCAAGUGCUCAGCACCUUGAGGUAUAUGGCCACAAGUAAUCAUCAGCUGACAAUUUCAGACUGCUACAAUGUUUCACAAUGUUAUGCAAGCAGAUGUAGCAGCCGUGUGACGCGAGUUAUUUCCAGGAUGAGCCAUAACAUCGUCAAGAUGCCUGGAGCAAAUGAAACACUCCGAGUGAUGGGGGAUUUCAUGGCAAUUGCUGGAAUGCCUGCUGUUGUUGGCUGCAUUGACUGCACCCACACAACCAUCAAAAAGCCACCUGGGGACCGAUCUGAGAACUUCAGCAACACGAAAGGAGUAUUUUCCUAA
This is a messenger RNA of Penaeus chinensis, 429 nucleotides long. RefSeq names its product putative nuclease HARBI1. NCBI's taxonomy places the organism in Eukaryota, Metazoa, Arthropoda, Malacostraca, Decapoda, Penaeidae. The record is from RefSeq and is a predicted model, not a curated record. The transcript has 2 exons. The coding region runs from base 1 to 429 and encodes 142 amino acids.